This is a messenger RNA of Komagataella phaffii GS115, 684 nucleotides long. RefSeq names its product Subunit of the GINS complex (Sld5p, Psf1p, Psf2p, Psf3p). Gene Ontology annotation, cellular component: GINS complex. Lineage: Eukaryota; Fungi; Ascomycota; Pichiomycetes; Pichiales; Pichiaceae. The record is from RefSeq and is a predicted model, not a curated record. Gene Ontology annotation, biological process: DNA-templated DNA replication; double-strand break repair via break-induced replication. Bases 1 to 684 code for a protein of 227 amino acids. The transcript has a single exon.
AUGGAUAUCGACGAUAUUCUCAAAGCAUUUGACCAAGAAACUUCAAGACCACAACGAUCACAAAGUAAACUCUACCGCCAGGACUAUGAAUCGCUCAAGAAAGCAUGGAUAAAUGAAAGGACUUCGCCUGAAUUAUUGCAUUACGAAGUAGAUCUCAUGGAACGUGUACUGAAGCGAAUCCGACAACAGAUGGAAUUCAUAGAACUAAACUCCAUAGAAUUGCAAAGCUCGGAGGAAAAAGAUAUCAAGUUAUUGUUAGUCAUAAUAGAAAGUGAAUUAGAUAGAGUCAACUUCGUGGUUCGAAGUUACUUGAGGACUCGAUUAGAUAAAAUUGACAAAUUUACCAUUUACAUCCAUAAUGAGGAGCAAGAGUUGAAGAAACUAUCCCCUGAAGAAACGGAAUAUAUGAAUAGGCAUUUGGAGAUCCUGGUAGAGCUGUACAAUAAGCAAUUUCUCAGUAAACUGCCCGAAUCUUUACACACACUUGACGAUACCAGCGGAGGGAUAUCCAUGAUAGAAAGUCCGGAGUUGUCCAAGAGCGUGUUUAUCAGAGUGUUGAAGGAUAUUGAGAUACCAAUUGUUAUUGGAGGCGAAGAGAUUGAUAUGAAGCAAGAUGAGAUUUACGUGCUGAGUUAUAGGUUAGUCAAGGACCUUAUUCAAGCAGAAGAAGUUGCCCUUAUAUGA